AUGACUUCCAAACCCGCCAUCGGCUUCUGCGGCCUCGGAGCCAUGGGCUUCGGCAUGGCCACCCACCUCGUCAAGCAAGGCUACCCCGUCACCGGCUUCGACGUCUACGCGCCGACCCUCGAGCGCUUCUCCCAAGCCGGCGGCACGCCUUCGACGUCGCUCUCAGAGUCCGCAAAAGACAAGCAAUACUACAUCUGCAUGGUGGCGACGGCGCAGCAAGCGGAGCAGGCCCUCUUUAGCGACGAUGGCAUCGUAAAGGGUCUGCCAAAGGGGAGCGUGUUGUAUCUGACGAGCACCGUGCCGAGUUCGUAUGCGCAGCACGUGGAGAAGAAGUUGGGACAUAUUGGGAGAGGGGACAUUUACUUCAUUGAUGCGCCGGUGUCCGGGGGUGCGAUACGUGCGGGGGAAGGUACGCUGAGUAUCAUGGCAGGCGCGUCUGACGCAGCGUUCGAAAAGGGGAAGUUCUUGCUUGAUGAGCUGACUGCGCCGUCGAAGCUGUUUAUCGUGGCGGGCGGCAUAGGCGCGGGAUCGAACAUGAAAAUGGUGCACCAGGUGCUUGCGGCAAUUCACAUCAUCUCUGUGAGCGAGGCGUUUGGAUUUGCGGCGAGGCUUGGACUCAAUGGGAACGAUGUGAGAGAGCACAUCGUGGGCGGGAAGGCGUGGAGCUGGAUGUUUGAGAAUCGGAGUGUGAGGACGUUGAAAGAGGAUUACUUUCCAGGCGCGAGUGCUGUGACGAUUAUCUUGAAGGAUACGGGCAUUAUCACUUCCAUGGCGAAUCUCGUCGAUUUCCCAGUGCCGUUAUGCUCCAUCGCAGAGCAACUUUAUAUCACUGGCCUAGACAAGGACUUUGGUCCAAAUGACGACGCUGGGCUUGUGCGCCUAUGGACGUCUCAGCCGGUUGCAAGCAUACAAAGCUCACUUUCAGAAGAAGACAAGCAAGCAAAGCUCGAGCUUGUGAGCAAUCUCCUCAACGGUAUUCACCUAUGUGCCGCCGCCGAAGGUAUAGCAUUUGCAAAGCAUCUCGGCGUACCGUUGGCCCAGUACUACGAGCUUUGCGUUGAGGCGGCAGGGGGAAGUGUCCAAUAUAAAGAGCAGGGUGCGAACAUGAUUGACAUCUUAGAGGGUAAGCACGGCCAGGCAGCGGCCAACCUUCAGAGCUACCGUGAUGGAUUGAAGGUGACUAUAGCGGAGGCGCGGGAUAAAAAGAUCCCGUUGCACCUAGGGAAUGGAGCGCUGAGUCUGUUGGAGCAGGCUGGCAAAGAUGUUAAUCUAACAUCUUUGUUGAAGCUGUACAGUGUACAAUGA
Messenger RNA from Didymosphaeria variabile, 1305 nucleotides. RefSeq lists its product as uncharacterized. The record is from RefSeq and is a predicted model, not a curated record. The transcript is spliced from 2 exons. Lineage: Eukaryota; Fungi; Ascomycota; Dothideomycetes; Pleosporales; Didymosphaeriaceae. Gene Ontology annotation, molecular function: NADP binding; oxidoreductase activity; NAD binding. Bases 1 to 1305 code for a protein of 434 amino acids.